GGCACUCAUUCCGCUCUGAGAGUCGCCGCGGGCCGUCGCUGUGGCUGCAGUCGCCGCCUAAUGUUUUCGCGCUCCUCCCUUCCCUCCUCCUCUUUCUCCUCCUCCGAGUCCCAGUCAGGCUGACCUGCCCCGCUCGCGGGCAGAAAACUAAGACCUAACUUGCUACCUUGUCUGGAGUCACAUGUGCUUAGGUGACUCUGCAACUUGAUGGACGACGACACCUCUUUUCAACCAAAAAGUAAUGCGCGUGAGAUGAGGUACUGCGAAAGAGGGGGUAGCACGAGAGGAGAUACCGCGAGAGGACGUACCGUGCGAGAGGACGUACCGUGCGAGAGGACGUACCGUGCGAGACGACGUACCGUGCGAGACGACAUACUGCGUGCACGAGAGGACAUACGUGCACGCGAGGACGUACCACGUGAGAGCAGGUUCAUCACGGGAAUCUCGUGCUGCAUCAACAAGACCUGAGACACCAAUAUGUCGCUUCCUGCCGAUAAUUCCAGAAUGGCAGAACUGUUUAUGGAAUGUGAAGAAGAAGAGUUGGAACCUUGGCAGAAGAAAAUAGAAACUAAGGAGGAAGAUGAUGAUGAGCUGAUCUUUGUUGGAGCGAUACCAGGUUCAAAAUCACCUGUUUCAAAUACUGUGAACAGGGGUAAUCCCAGCUCAUCUUCAAAGGAAAUAAAGAAUGAGACAGUCAGUCAAGGUGACGACAUCGAAGACUCGACAUCAAGUCCAGAGGCUGCCUUUCCUAGAUUUCAUCCUGAGUCUAGAUCUUCACGUAGCUCUGAUACCGUUCAGAACGUGUCUAAAUGUGAUUUUACAAAGAGUUCAUCACAAGUUGAGUCGGAUGAGUCUUCAGACCCAUUCAACUUGAGCCAGAAUACAAUACCACUGUCCCAAGAUGGAUCAACAAUUUAUAUAGAAGGUACACAAACCUCACCAACUCCCAAUAAAACUGGAACAUUUUUUGUAAGAGCUUGUCCGAAGUGCAAUGUUCAGUUCAAUCUUUUGGAUCCUUUGAAAUAUCACAUGAAGAUUUGUUGUCCAGACCUGGUAGAUGCAUUUUUGGAAAUGAUUAAAGUAGAGCUUUCAAGCACUGAAAAUAGAAAUACGACUGAUGGAGAGAAAGGAAAACUGAUUAUGUUAGUUAGUGACUUUUACUAUGGAAGACAUGAAGGAACUUUUGAUGAUGACGAGAAGACUUACACAACCUUUAAAUGCUACAGUUGCUUGAAAGUUCUUAAAAAUAAUAUUAGGUUUAUGAACCACAUGAAGCAUCAUUUGGAACUUGAGAAGCAAAACAGUGAGAGUUGGGAAAACCACACCACCUGCCAGCACUGCUACCGUCAGUACCCGACGCCGUUCCAGCUGCAGUGCCACAUUGAGAGUACACACACUCCCCUUGAGUUUUCGACUAUUUGUAAAAUCUGUGAAUUAUCGUUUGAAACAGAACAUAUUCUUCUGCAGCAUAUGAAGGACACUCAUAAACCUGGUGAAAUGCCAUAUAUUUGCCAGGUUUGCCAGUAUAGAUCAUCAUUAUUUUCUGAUGUAGAAACUCAUUUUAGAGCAUCCCAUGAAAAUACUAAGAACCUGCUGUGUCCAUUUUGCCUCAAAGUUAGUAGGAUGGCAACUCCCUACAUGAAUCAUUACAUGAAGCAUCAGAGAAAAGGAAUUUAUCGUUGUACACAGUGCAGACUACAAUUUUUGACCUACAAGGAGAAACUGGAUCACAAGAUUGAACAUCGGACCUUUCUAAAGCCUAAAGAGCUAGAAGGAUUGCCUCCUGGUACAAAAGUCACUAUCCGAGCUUCACUUGGAUCUCUUCAUUCAAGACCAUCAACUUCCAGGAGUAUUCUACCUUCCAGUAGUUCUGCAAGCACUUCUCUUCAGAUCUCUUCUUCAAGGUCUAAAAGUACUGGAAGUUCUUCAAAAUUUGAUGCAAGUGAACAUAAGACAAAAAAGUUUCAUGCAACUGCAUCCACUGGAAGUAAACCUAGUACAAGUAAGCAAGGUAGAGGUGCAGCUAAAUGCAGAGCAAAAACCUCUUACAAGCCAAAGAAAAAACGCAACAGGAAGAGUAAACUCAGCAUAGCUUUGAAGAACUUAAGGUUUCGUCGGGGAGUAUACAAGUGCAUUGAAUGUCAUUCCAAAAUAAAAGAUUUUGCAAGCCACUUUUCAUUAUUUAUGCACUGUAAUUUUUGCAAAUACAGCACUAACUGUAACAAAGCCUUUGUAAACCAUAUGCUGAGCUCUCAUAGCAGCCAGCCAACUAAACGGUUUUAUAUUUUUAAGAGGCGUUCUAGAACUCUCAGGGGCAUUACUCUUGUGUGCCUUAAAUGUGAUUUCCUCGCUGAUUCUUCUGCUCUCGAUCGUAUGGCUAAACACUUGAGUCAACGCAAAACUCACACUUGCCAAGUUAUAAUAGAGAAUAUUCCUGAAAGUACCUCAACUCUUGAACCCACUUCUGCCCUCUUGUUGAAAUAGAUUCCUGCUCUAUGGAGCUCGUGCAACCUGGUGCAAGACAAGUUGGAAUUUCCUAAGUUCAAAGUUCUGAAGUGUUUUCUUAUACAAAGGCAGUUUCCUAAGUUCAAAGUUCUGAAGUGUUUUCUCAUACAAAAGCAAUUAACAGCCAAGUUCAUGACACUAGUUCUCAUUAUUCAGCUCUUUUCAGCUGUCAGAUGGCUCUAGAAUCUUAUUCCACCUUAUCUUUGUGUCAGGUUAACAUACCUUAACAUAUGCUUUUUUCCUGUUGGCUUUCUUCAAAAAUAACUUCUGUUGCUAUGGUCUUUUCUUGCCUUGCUUAAAAUAAUUCGUGUUUUUCUCCGCUAUACUUGCUUUCAGAAUACUGCAUUCCAAAUGAUGUGACUGUUCACCUUUCUUGUCUGUUUUGUCCGGUUUCUUAGUUAGUUUCUUAGGAGAUUACAUUACAUUUUUAGGUCAGAUAGUUAUCUUUUUCUUCAUUCCUUGUCUGUCAUUGUUCUAUUUUUCAUAUUUUUCAGAUGCAGAAGCAACACAGAAAUUUCAAAUAAAGUCCAGGGUAUUCCUGGUCAGUGUCCCCCUUCGAUGGACACGUGUGAUGCCUGUCCUCUCUUUCCAAGGAAUGUGAAUUAUUUGACUGUGAGACCUCCUCUAGAUUUUGGCCUUAAGAAAUCAAAUCUUAGGGAGAGUCCCUUCCUUCAUGACUGGCCUCCCAUAAGACUGAUGCUAAUUUGGCGAGAGAUGACCUCAAGGCCCACCAAAUAGAGCACAACUUUCUGCUGGGGGCUUUGGUUCUUGAUCUUAAGUUUAUGGGUCGAUUCUGACCAAGAAAAGCCCAUCAGAUCAAUGCUUCAACAUCCAAGUUGAAGUUUAAUCAUUCUGGCUGCUGCCCUUUUAUCUUCCUCUAACGUGCAUGCAGUCCAGGGAAUAUAAAAACUGGUUAUAUAGGGAACCAAGGUUACUUUUACUUUCAUGUUCUUGAAAAACAAGUUUCUGAAAUUACAGUUCCAACAUCAGUUUUUUUACUGUUGUUUAAAGUUGUUUCCAGUAUUAAAACCUAGACGCAUUCAGCAAUACUAAUAUUCAAUUUUUUUUAAUUUUUUUAGUCUUAUUUUAUCUUGGUUUUAUGUUGUCUUUGCCAAAUUUAUUAAUGUCUGUUUUGUUAUAUCCUCUUUUCUUUCUUGUCUUUAAAACUUGUUUUGUGUUCAUUUUCUUUCAUUAAUAACUCAAAAAAAUCCUUUGAAUUCCCUACAAAUUUUAUGUAGCUACCUAUUGGCAUCUUCUUAAUUUGGUAAUUAUUCAGAGCACUAGACGUUAUUACAUCCACUGUCUAUCUUGGAACUAUUGUUAUCUUAGUGAUUGUGAGUUCAAAGGCAUGAAGAAUUGUCAAAGAACACUUCCUACAGACCUUAAAACGAGUUUUAAUGUUGCAUUUCUGUACAUCUAAUGCAUACUAUCUUUUUAGCCAUUAAUGUAAUUCCUUUGGAUAAAGAUAAUAUAUUCAGAAAAUAUUGGGACCAAAAAAUGCACUUGUUUCUUGCCCAUAUAUAUAUAGAUGUAUAUUUUUUUUAAUUUGGUGUUUGUUUAUUUUGGUUACAUUGAAUAUAGAUUUGCUGAACAGUUUUGAUGUUAUUAUUUUUUUAA
Dama dama (fallow deer) is the source of this 4122-nucleotide messenger RNA. It is a transcript of the gene ZNF280C, whose product is annotated as zinc finger protein 280C. NCBI's taxonomy places the organism in Eukaryota, Metazoa, Chordata, Mammalia, Artiodactyla, Cervidae. The transcript is spliced from 21 exons. The record is from RefSeq and is a predicted model, not a curated record. Gene Ontology annotation, biological process: regulation of DNA-templated transcription. The coding region runs from base 478 to 2484 and encodes 668 amino acids. Gene Ontology annotation, molecular function: DNA-binding transcription factor activity, RNA polymerase II-specific; RNA polymerase II cis-regulatory region sequence-specific DNA binding.